Messenger RNA from Salarias fasciatus (jewelled blenny), 1599 nucleotides. It is a transcript of the gene naf1, whose product is annotated as nuclear assembly factor 1 homolog (S. cerevisiae). Gene Ontology annotation, cellular component: sno(s)RNA-containing ribonucleoprotein complex. The transcript has 9 exons. Gene Ontology annotation, molecular function: RNA binding. The coding region runs from base 153 to 1289 and encodes 378 amino acids. NCBI's taxonomy places the organism in Eukaryota, Metazoa, Chordata, Actinopteri, Blenniiformes, Blenniidae. Gene Ontology annotation, biological process: ribosome biogenesis; pseudouridine synthesis; box H/ACA snoRNP assembly. The record is from RefSeq and is a predicted model, not a curated record.
ACUCAGAUCAGAACGGACUGGCUGAGAGACCGUCUUCCAGGCUUUUAUCGUGAAGCGCAGAAGCGGAAGUCCUCCAGUGCUCCAGUGCUCCGUCACAUCCGGCUGUUUGCCGUGUUUUCCCUCGUGAGGAGCCGCGGCGCGCCAACACAGAGAUGGAGGAAGACGGACCGACGCUGCCAGCAGAAGUCCAGCAGGGAGAGGAGACGAUGGACGUUACCGUGACGACACAGCUGGGAAAUCUGCUGGUGACUCCUGAUGCAGCUCAGACACCGCUGCCAGCAGCGGCCUUCAACCCCGCGGGUCCGGCGGACGGGGAUUCAGACGAUUCAGACAGCGAUAGUUCUUCCUCGUCCUCCUCCUCCUCCUCCUCCUCUUCCUCCUCCUCCUCUUCGCCCUCCCCCCGUGUGCUUGAAGACUUUGAGGACGAUGAUGAAGGCUUCAGCCAACCGGUGACCAUCAAAACCCGAGAUGAAGUUCUGCUGGAGGAUCUUCCAGCUGUAGAGGAGGUCUGUGUGACGUUACCGGAGGAAGCAGAACUUCUGCCAGUGGGAACCAUCUCCAGUAUUGUUCAGCAGCUUGUCAUCGUCCAGUCCCUGAAGGACACGCCCCCCCUGAAUGACGACAGCAUCAUGUUUCGCUCUGACAGGCUGGCCGUGGGGAAGGUCUUCGAGGUCUUCGGUCCAGUCUUCAGUCCUCUGUACGUCCUUCGCUUCAACUCAGUAGAACAGAUCAGCAACAAAGGUCUGUCAGAAGGCCUGACGCUGUACUACGCUCCCAACAUCAGAGAGUACACCGGAUACAUCCUGACACAGCAGCUCAAACUUCUGAAGGGCUCCGACGCCUCCUGGAGGAACGACCAGGAACCACCAGAGGAGGCUUUAGAUUACAGCGAUGAUGAGAAGGAGCAGGAAGCAAAGAGGAAGAGUAAAACCCAGAAGAGGAGGGGCAGGAGGCCAGACCACCCUGCUCAUAUUACCCACAACGCCUUGCAGCAGAAGCCGGAGACGAGGGGUCUCCCCCCCAUGCACUCAGGACCUUCCUUCAGGCAGCAGGAGCGGCGGGCCGAGCCGGCGGCCUACAGACACACCUACAUGCCCCCCAUGUACCCCCCGCCCCCCUGCCCUUACCCCCCUCCUCUGCCCAGCUUCCCCCUCUACCCCCCUCCACCUCCCCCGGCCUUCUUCAACCCCUCCUUCACCUCCCCCCCUCCCCCUCUCUGGCCACCCAGCACCGUCCCCUUCUCCGACUACCCCCCUCCCCCACCACCUCCUCCCCCGCCCCCUCAGUGAGCCCUGUGGGACCCCCCCCCCCCCCCCUGCCGUUUGUGGAGCAGUGUGCCGACCUGCGAACACACCAGGAGUGUGUGUGGACUCGGCUGGUGCAGGAGACUUUCCCUCACGGCACAGUUCUGAGUCAUGAAGACCAGACCCGGACAGAGUCGGUCUUUUUUAGAAGACAUGAGCUCCAUCAGUCGGGACGGCAGAGGACGCUCUGGCUGCUCCAGCCUCAGAAGGUUCUCCGGCUCCUGAUGGAGAGUUAACGGAGUGUGUGGAACCACGGCCACACACUCCAGGUUCAAUAAAGUCAAGACAGAACGAC